Messenger RNA from Symbiodinium sp. CCMP2592, 1863 nucleotides. NCBI's taxonomy places the organism in Eukaryota, Dinophyceae, Suessiales, Symbiodiniaceae. The record is from the annotation of a GenBank genome assembly.
AUGCCCUUAUUCAUGUCCGAUGCUUUGUUGCAGUCUUGCUGUUACCCUAUGGAGUUCGCAUUCAUUUCAGCAGCUUUCCCUCGGAAGCCUUUCCGUUUUAACGGAUGGUGGAAUCGGCCCCUAACUUCCGAUUUGCACGUCUUCGGCCCCCGCGCAGUGGCUGCUGAGGCUCCAGCCCACCUCAAUCGAAGGGUAGAGAGGGGUGAUAUGUCAGUUUUCCUGAGAGUACUUCUGUUGGCAUGGCUCGGAUGCGCAGGUAAGGCGGACAACGGCUCCACCACUGAGGUUUGUGAAAGCUGUGAAAACGUGUUGCUUCAAACUGCUCCAAAGCAGCGCUCGGCGCAGCACUCGCUCAAACCUGGCAUGGGCAGUGCAGAUCUUGUUGCAAACGGUGGAAACAUGCGAAUGGCGGGCAACCACCCGCCUGUACCGCAGGACGAAGAGGUGCAUCAGCUUGGGCAUGCAGUUGAGAUGUUUGUCCUCAUGAAGAGACCUGCACAUGGCAGCGUGCAUGUUCCGAGUGUCAAGAUACCUCGCAUUCUCACGCAGAUGAGCAAGGACUGUGUUGUGUUCGUGUACAUUGUGGUCGCUAUGAUUUGCCCGCUUCUGCUUGCUUGGUGUCCAAAGCACCCCCAAGAUUCUCAAACUAUGCAGGGUUGUCCAAAGAACUGGCUGCUUUGUGUGGGAUGUGUCUAUGCUUGCAUCUAUGUCAGCGCAGACCAUUACGUGCCCAACUUGCCGCAGAUGGAGGCAGAUCUUGCAGGCUCGUCGGCGUUGAUGUGUGGCACGGUUCAACUGAACCUUGUGGUGAAGUCCAUUCUUGGGCUUUUGGUUGCAGGUUUGUCUGACCGCAUUGGCAGACGGCCGGUUGUUUUGCCAUGUCUUGCGUUGCUGAGUCUGGCUAGCUUGUGCUGCGCGUGCGCUGGGCGGAUCGAGUGGUUCUUCGCUGCUCACAUUCUGCAAGGCAUUGGGGAAUCAGUCGAGCCGGUGUUGUUUGCUACUAGUAUGGCUCGAGAUUACUUCUCCAACCCUAAGGAGCGCUUCAGUUUCGUGGUGGCUAUGGAAAUGAUGGCCAUCAUUGGAACCGCUGUUGCCCCUUUGUACGGAGGACUAUGUGCAGCCUACAUCAACUGGCGCCUCUCGUUCCUUGGCAUGGCCGUUGUCUGGGGGCUGCUGGCGGCAUAUGCCUUCUGGGCCAUGGUGGAAUCGCGCCCCGAGGGCAACAAGGAGAGCUAUCUGAACAACGCGGCACGCAUCUUGGAUCCACAACUUCUUUGUCUCCUGCUCACUGAGAGUUGGAUUUUGGGGCAGUAUUUCAUGUUCAACACGAACGUCAGCUAUUUGAUGGAAGUAAGCUUCGGCAGAUCUGCCAUGGCAACCUCUACCGUCAUGCUCAUAUUUGGGGUUGUGUGUGGACUUGGUGGCAUGUUGAUCCAGCGAGUGCAGCUGGGCAUCCUCCGUUUGAGCCAAGUUACUUUGUUCCUUCUGGCGCUCUUUGGAAUCAUCUCGAUGGCUCUGGGACUGUACCUCUCGGAGUAUUUAUGGUGCUACCUGGUUGUCUCCUUUCUGCAGGCGAGCGUGCUAAUGAUGGCCUGGACUUGCGUGAGUGUCUUGUUUAUGCAAGAACUGGAGGACUGUGCUGGCAUGGCGUCAUCUUUCGAGACCAUAGCGGAGAGCGUUCCCCCUGCCCUUCUCUCCGCAAUUGCCACGAAGUCUAUGAUUGAGGUGGGGCCCAAGGGGCUGACGAUGUGGCAGGCAGGUACUUGCAUUGCAGGCGGGAUCGUAUUCUGGCUGGGCUUUGGUCGGAACCCCCCCACAUGGGCUCUGGAUCUGGACAAAGAGGCAGACCGACAUGAGCAAUGA